Molecule: messenger RNA, 876 nt
Organism: Solanum tuberosum (potato)
Lineage: Eukaryota; Viridiplantae; Streptophyta; Magnoliopsida; Solanales; Solanaceae
Exons: 2
Coding region: 64-462 (132 amino acids)
Source: RefSeq, a predicted model, not a curated record
AAUGGCGUGACUCUUACAAACCUGCCCUUUUUUGGUAGGGAAAUUAAAUUAAUUAAUCAAUUUAUGAUCCAUUUAGCUUUUUGGUUUGAUCAAUUGCUUGGGGCAAACAAAAAAGGAAUGGAGGAAGGAGAUGAUUGGAUAGCCCCUGAUAAGCUUUACCACAUCCUCUUCUGCUUCUUCAUUGCUAUCAUUUUCACUCUUCUCGCGGAAAAAACUCGUUACCCUUUCAUCCGCGGCCGGAGCAUCUGGGUCGGAUCCAUUAUUUCACUCGCUGCCGGCGCCGCUAAGGAGGUCGCCGACGAACUGGGUUAUUUCAGGUCAGCAGGUGCAUCUACCAAGGACGCUGUUGCCGACGUCUUUGGUAGUCUCAUCGCUGCUCUCGCACUUUCUCUCUACAAAUCAUCCUUCAUACGCCGGAGGCCCGAUCAAUCCGUUCAAGCUAAAGUACUCCAGAUGGUUUAAUCUGUUACUUGGAGUAAAUCGAUCAUACAAUUCGGGAAGGCUUUGGAUGAUUGUCUCCGUCUUCAUCAGGCAGUUUGACAGCAGAGUAAACUCCUGCCCCAAUGAGAGCUCCAAGAAUUGGAGCAGUGAGGUAGAUCCAGAUGGCUUUAUAGUUUCCUACUGCUACUGCUGGUCCGAGGGUUCUCACUGGAUUCAUUGAAGCCCCAGUUGUCUCCCUAAAACACAAGAAAUACAAAUUGUGAGAGACUGUUAUUUUAGAGUCUUAUUUUUUCACAGGCUACUAAAGGGAUUCCCAUGGAAGCUGUCAUUAUUUCAUUAUUAUAUAUGUAUUACUUCCUUAGUUGUUCAUUCAUCUUAUGUCAGAUCAUUGUUUGGACGGAGUAAUUAUGUGUUGAAAAGAUAUUUUGAGAAUUA